AUGUCGUCGUUGCCGGGCGCGGGGCCUGGGUCGCGGGCGCUGCCGCAGAGCAAGGAGGCGCUGCUCCAGUCCUACAACAAGCGCCUCCGCGACGACGCCCGCUCCCUCGCCGACAACUUCGCCGAGAUCGUCAAGACCGCCAAGAUCGAGGAAGAGACCCAGGUCUCCCGGGCGACGCAAGGUGAGCAGGACAACUACGAGAUGCACGUUCGGGCAGCAAACAUUGUCCGGGCGGGAGAGUCCCUCAUGAAGCUGGUCUCGGACCUGAAGCAGUUCCUGAUCCUGAACGACUUCCCGUCGGUCAACGAGGCCAUCAACCAGCGCAACCAGCAGCUGCGCGCCCUGCAGGAGGAGUGCGACCGCAAGCUCAUUGCGCUGCGCGACGAGAUGUCCGUCGACCUCUACGAGCUGGAAGAAGAGUAUUACUCCUCCAGCUGCAGCCUCUCUGACGCCACUGACCUCCCGCUCUGCGAAGCCUUCUGGAGAGAGGAAACGGCCGCCUCCUCCCCGGAGAGCCUCUCCCUGCCUCUGCCCACAGCCAACGCCAAUGCCAACGCCUUGGAGCCGUCCUUCCCGGUCCCACCGGGCUCCACGCCCUCCCACACGCAUGUGAACGGCCACGGAGUGGGUCCCGCCGACCAGGCCUGAGAGCAGGGAGCGCCCGUUCUGUACGGUCAAGAGCAACAGGGUGGAAAACGUUUCCUAAAUGUGUGAUAUCGCAAGAGGAUGACAUGCUGAGCAAGGCACCCCGCAGUCAUGCUUCUGGGAGUGUCACAGAUACCUUUUUUGAACCUUUUCAUCAGUUUUCAAUGGGACAGAGUGCGUCAGGUCCUUUCAGAGAAAGAAGUGGACACAGUGACGCACGCCAGCAGAUGUCAGAGUCAUUAAUGUCGUUAACAACAACAUCAACAACAACCAUCAAGCAACAACCAUCACCACAACAAUUGCGGGUGGAAAACGUUUCCUAAAUGUGUGAUAUCGCAAGAGGAUGAUGUGCUGAGCAAGGCACCCCGCAGUCAUGCUUCUGGGAGUGUCACAGAUACCUUUUUUGAACCUUUUCAUCAGUUUUCAAUGGGACAGUGUGUCAGGUCUUUUCAGAGAAAGACAUAGUGACUCCAGCACUGGGUUUGGUAAUAUUGGCUGCACGUCGGUCGCAUCCGCUCAUACUUAGGGUUCCCGGAGACGGGCACUUCUCUCCCUUUUUGAUGGGCAGGUUUGGCAUCGGACGGAUGUCUCUUCAAAUCUCAGGGUCAGGUCUUCAAACGUGACUGGAUCUAAAUAGCGGAUGAAUCAUGAUCCUGGCAGCCUUUGGAUUUACCCACAGUGUUUUCCUACCAAUUGACUUGAAUGCAUGGGUUCGAUGUGUUGGUGGGUUUUUUUGUCGUUGGGAUCCAUGUUUGUUUCUUCACUGUAAAUAGGGGGUUGAAUAAAACCAGUUGCGAUGCUGA
This is a messenger RNA of Anolis carolinensis (green anole), 1448 nucleotides long. RefSeq names its product mediator complex subunit 22 (gene med22). Bases 1 to 648 code for a protein of 215 amino acids. The transcript is spliced from 4 exons. Gene Ontology annotation, molecular function: transcription coregulator activity. Gene Ontology annotation, cellular component: mediator complex. NCBI's taxonomy places the organism in Eukaryota, Metazoa, Chordata, Lepidosauria, Squamata, Anolidae. Gene Ontology annotation, biological process: regulation of transcription by RNA polymerase II. The record is from RefSeq and is a predicted model, not a curated record.